AUGGCAGCUGCUCAGGUUAUUUCCAAUUCGGGGCAUGAUGAUAUGAUCCACGAUGCCGGUCUGGAUUACUAUGGCCGCAGACUGGCGACAUGCUCGUCGGAUAAAACAAUAAAAAUAUUUGAAAUCGAAGGCGAAACACACAGAUUGAUUGAAACUCUGAAAGGACAUGAGGGCGCAGUGUGGUGUGUCACAUGGGCGCACCCCAAAUUCGGCACAAUCCUAGCCUCUUCCUCGUACGAUGGAAAGGUGCUCAUCUGGCGUGAACAGCAUCAAAGCACGACUUCCCCUGUUGCUGGCAGUUACUGGACAAAGGUUUUUGAUUUCUCUCUCCAUACUGCAUCAGUGAAUAUGGUCUCCUGGGCUCCGCAUGAGAAUGGAUGUCUUCUUGCCUGCGCUUCUUCGGAUGGCCAUGUCAGCGUUCUUGAGUUCCGCGAUAACAGCUGGACUCACCAGAUCUUUCACGCUCACGGAAUGGGUGUAAAUUCCAUCAGCUGGGCCCCUGCAGCGUCUCCUGGUAGUCUGAUCAGCUCGAACCCUGGACCUGGCCACCAACGAAGGUUUGUUACCGGCGGAAGUGAUAAUCUGCUCAAAAUUUGGGACUAUAACCCGGAAACAAAAACCUAUAAUCUCACUCAAACUUUGGAGGGUCACUCCGACUGGGUCCGAGACGUCGCUUGGUCGCCGAGCAUACUGUCCAAAUCCUAUAUCGCAUCUGCCUCGCAAGACAAAACGGUCCGUAUCUGGACUUCCGAUGCAUCGAACCCAGGCCAGUGGACCAGCCAGCAACUUGAGUUCGAUAGCGUCCUUUGGAGGGUUAGCUGGAGCCCCAGCGGAAAUAUCCUUGCUGUUGGUGGAGGAGACAAUAAGGUCAGCCUGUGGAAGGAAAACCUUAAAGGGCAGUGGGAAAAGGUAAAGGACAUCGAGGAAUAG
Messenger RNA from Aspergillus tanneri, 930 nucleotides. RefSeq names its product GTPase-activating protein SEC13 (gene sec13). The coding region runs from base 1 to 930 and encodes 309 amino acids. The record is from RefSeq and is a predicted model, not a curated record. Gene Ontology annotation, biological process: protein import into nucleus; positive regulation of TOR signaling; COPII-coated vesicle budding. NCBI's taxonomy places the organism in Eukaryota, Fungi, Ascomycota, Eurotiomycetes, Eurotiales, Aspergillaceae. Gene Ontology annotation, molecular function: structural molecule activity; protein binding. The transcript has 6 exons. Gene Ontology annotation, cellular component: COPII vesicle coat; nuclear pore outer ring.